AUGGUCAUAUCUAAAGAUUCAUAAGAAGUUAUUUUUGUAUUAUAAUUUUUUUUNCUUCAUUAAGAUCAAAUAUUUUAGAAAAAGCUGCCAAUCACUUUUAUGAAAUAUGGUAAUUUGAUUCUGAAAAUAUUGAAUACCUUAAAAAAUAUUUAGAUGUAUAUUUUUGUUUUCUAUUAAAGAUUGUUAAAUGUUUUAAAGGAACUUUAAGUGAUCAAUACCUUGAAGGACUUUGCAAAUAUGCACAAUCUACCUUAGAUCAUGCUGAACUUGCAGAGAUAUAUAAUCAAAUUGAAAAGAAAAAUUUCUCAGAAAUAUAAAAAAAAUGUGCAAUGAC
Messenger RNA from Paramecium sonneborni, 334 nucleotides. The record is from the annotation of a GenBank genome assembly. Lineage: Eukaryota; Ciliophora; Oligohymenophorea; Peniculida; Parameciidae.